CGCUUCCACCUCCCAUUCGGACCAGUCAGUACACACAAAAUCUGCCUCUGUCAUAUCAUCUGAUUCAGUCUCCACCUCCACAGACAACUUUUCUCCAGAUCUCAAGAUCCUUUGACAAAUGAAAAAUGGCUACUGUAGACGAGAAGGACACUCCCUUCCCACCCAUACACUCACACUAUCAGAUGCAGUAAAGUAUUACUGGCCCUGAGGGAAACUAAUAAAUUGGCUGAAAUGGAAGAACCUCCUUUGCUUCCAGGAGAAACCAUUAAGGACAUGGCCAAAGAUGUAACUUACAUCUGCCCUUUCACUGGAGCUAUUAGAGGAACCCUGACGGUUACAAAUUACCGGCUGUAUUUCAAAAGCAUGGAAAGGGUAAGCUUUGACCCUCCAUUUGUCCUGGAUGCUUCUUUAGGUGUCAUCAACCGAGUAGAGAAAAUUGGAGGUGCUUCCAGCCGUGGGGAGAAUUCUUAUGGACUGGAGAUAGUAUGCAAGGAUAUUCGAAACCUACGGUUUGCUCAUAAACCGGAGGGACGAACUAGACGGUCCAUAUUUGAGAACCUAAUGAAAUAUGCCUUUCCGGUAUCCAAUAAUUUGCCCCUUUUUGCAUUUGAAUACAACGAGGUGUUUCCAGAAAAUGGAUGGAAGGUAUUUGACCCUGUUUUGGAGUACAAAAGACAGGGAAUUCCCAAUGAAAGCUGGAGAGUGACCAAGAUAAAUGAACGCUACGAGCUGUGUGAUACGUAUCCUGCCACUCUUGUUGUGCCUGUAAAUAUUCCAGAUGAGGAAUUGAAGAGAGUGGCAUCUUUUAGAUCCAGGGGUCGCAUACCAGUAUUGUCGUGGAUUCAUCCAGAAAGUCAAGCUACAAUCACACGUUGCAGCCAGCCAAUGGUUGGAGUGAGCGGGAAGCGAAGCAAAGAUGAUGAAAAGUAUCUUCAGUCCAUCAUGGAUUCCAAUGCCCAGUCCCAUAAGAUUUUCAUAUUUGAUGCAAGGCCUAGUGUUAAUGCUGUUGCCAAUAAGGCUAAAGGAGGAGGCUAUGAAAGCGAGGAUGCCUAUCAGAAUGCAGAAUUGGUCUUCCUGGACAUUCACAACAUUCAUGUUAUGAGAGAAUCAUUGAGAAAAUUGAAGGAGAUAGUAUAUCCUAACAUUGAGGAGACUCAUUGGUUAUCCAACUUGGAAUCAACUCAUUGGUUAGAACAUAUUAAGCUAAUUCUCGCUGGAGCCCUUCGGAUUGCUGAUAAGGUGGAAUCGGGGAAGACGUCCGUGGCUGUGCACUGCAGUGACGGCUGGGACCGAACAGCCCAGCUCACUUCUCUGUCCAUGCUCAUGUUGGAUGGCUACUAUCGGACAAUAAGGGGAUUUGAAGUGCUUGUGGAGAAGGAAUGGCUGAGUUUUGGGCACAGAUUUCAGCUGAGAAUUGGCCAUGGAGAUAAGAAUCAUGCAGAUGCUGACAGAUCUCCUGUUUUCCUCCAGUUCAUUGACUGUGUCUGGCAAAUGACAAGACAGUUUCCUACAGCCUUUGAAUUCAACGAGUACUUCCUGAUAACCAUUCUGGACCACCUGUACAGUUGUUUGUUUGGAACAUUCCUGUGUAGCAGUGAGCAGCAGAGGGUGAAAGAGAGCCUUCCAAAAAAGACUGUCUCACUGUGGUCCUACAUCAAUAGCCAGCUUGAAGACUUUACAAACCCCUUGUACGUGAGCUACACCAACCAUGUGUUGUAUCCAGUAGCCAGCAUGCGCCAUCUAGAGCUUUGGGUGGGAUAUUACAUCAGAUGGAAUCCAAGGAUGAAACCACAGGAGCCUGUUCACAAUCGAUACAAAGAACUUCUUGCAAAGCGGGCCGAGCUGCAGAAGAAGGUGGAGGAGCUCCAGAGAGAAAUAACUAACCGAUCAACCUCCUCCUCAGAGAGAGCUGGCUCUCCUGCCCAAUGUGUGGCUCCUGUGCAGACAGUUGUAUAAUGACUUUUCUAUUAAGUACUUUCCAGGACCAUGAUAUAAGGGCAGCUUUUCUAGCAGGAGACCCUCUGAAGUUAAAACCUGGUGUCUAGGAGAUGCCGAUUUAUUUAUUAUAUUUCUCUCCAGGGUUAUUUAUUAGUACUGUAACAUUAAUGGAAACUUAAGCAAAAUCAUGCCCCCUAUGCAAUUAGUUUUCUUAGUGGCUAGAUUACUAUAAAACUACAAAUUGCACCAAAAACAAGAUGCAGAGCUCUUGUUCACAUAUCUGUUAGAAACUACUUUGCUUUCAGUGAGGGACAGUGCAUUGGAAGGAACAUUUAUAUAGGAAAAGUGUCUACACAGGAGAAGUCUGACAAGUCUCCAUUUUGCUGGAACAGAUACAGACUAAAGAGGGAAUAAGCAGACUUCUUAUCGGUUUCAAAGCCUGGACUGCAGCUGUGUUGAACGAUUGGACUUCUGUGUCAGUUUACAUGCAAAAAUGUCAAAACUGAAAUGUUGCCAACAUAUGAAAUUCCAAGAGAACCCUAAAUACAGAAUGUUUCCUAUUGACUAAUUUGUUCUUUCCCAUCACAUAGGAAGUUGGACCAUGUAUUUAGGCUUUGCUUUUGUCUGGAGGUAUGCAAGAGCUUAAAUCAAUGUCAGCUUCUUUUUAAGAUAUAUUCCUAAUAAAGCAAAGUGAUACCUUAUCUACAGGAAAGGCAUCUUCAACCAGGAGGGUAUGGGAAUAGAUGAAUUACCACUAUCCCUCAAGUUGUCCUUUUUAGGGAAGAGUUUAUCUUUAGAUAUCGUGUAUUAUUUACAUCAGUUAAUUCCAUUAAACUAAUCUUAAACCACUUUUAUAAAGGAUGGGGCAGGAAACAACUCCCCUGUAGUUUCUGCAGCUAUUUCUUUCCCAUGCCUCAUACCCAAGAGAUGGCAAAUGCAACAUAUACUGGAAUUGGUUGUUUCAUUUUGCUUAGGUAAGUGUAAACUGUUAUUUAAUGUUUUGGUGCAGGAUCAUGGUGAUGUGUUCAUAAUUCAUGCUGUAUUUUAUUUUUCUGUUUACUGAUGACAGCAAAUAUAUUGACCAAAGAAAACCUUCCACAUGUAUUACAAUCACACUGUAAAGUGAAUGGUCAGUUGGCUGAGUUGUUUAGUCUGCUAGAGUAAUAUUUUAGCACUUGCUUAAAUGUGUUUUGUUCUGAGAGAGGGAGAGUAUAGUGUAUUUAAAGAGUCUUGUUACCUGCACAGUGGUCAAUUAAACUUUAUCCAAAAUCAACUGUAAUGCAUAAUUUCAUUGCAGAAAACAGAAGUGAAGACUUGUUAUUUUUUGUAGUUACUUGCAAACAGUGAAUUUUCCAGAGCAUCUUUCCAUAUAAGUGAUAGGGACUUCUCAAUAAAGGUCCAUAUAUUUGCAUCGGGUUGUGGGGGGUUACUUUGCCCCCACAUCUCAUUUCCAUAGUAAGCAAGAGGCUCACUACUGAGACUUCAGUUUUGGUACUGUACUGUCUGAGCUCUUCCAUUAGUCCAUCAAGCAGCUACACACCUGUCACAUGUAUUCUUUCACCUCUCACAGAGAGAAGCAUGCACAGCAGAAUGUUUUUGUUUGGGCAGUUAAAAAAAAGUUUGGCUGACUGGGAGUCAGCUGCUCUCACAUCACUGAAAAGGUGGACUUCUUGAAAGAGAGUCUACCUUCCGUCAGAAGCCUCUAUCUUUUCUCUUCGCCACUACUUUCUACUGUCACUAUCAACAGAUCUACAUAGACAAGCCACGCUAUGAAGUGAACAGCACACUUGAGUUUUAUAAACCUGGCUCUCUAAGUCUUUAAAAAGUUUUGCCUAAACUUUGAUUUCUGUGUUGCAAAAAAUCAAAACAGAUUCUGGAUGAGAAGGCUGUGUUCAGUUCAUUGUUCAUAAGGACAUACUCUUCCAGUCUCUAGUAUAAGAUGAUCCUUAUGUAGCAAUACCCUCACCGUGCAAAUUCAGUAGGGAAGAAUUCUUGUUUCUUAAAGUGGAGGACUUUUUCCUUAACAAAAAUAAAAUAAAAUCAGUGAACAGGUAAGUUAUUUCUUUACCUUGCUUCCAAAUGUAUUUAUUUAGAAAACUUUAAUGCUGUCUUUUAGCCCUAAUAGUAAAGUAACAAUUUUUGAUGCCUUGAAACUUAUGUGGAAGUUUCUCUUCUCCCUCUUAUUCUUACAGAUGCUUGUAAUAUUCAAGCUCCCUAGUUCUGGAAUUGUUGCACCCUUUGAACUAUUCUAGUAAGAUAGUUUUUACAUCUAAGUGUUCUUGUCUAGUUGUAACUAGCUUGUUCAUUUUGAUUUACAUAUAAUAGCUAUGAAAUAUUUAGUGGCUCAAAUGUGGAGGCCAUUGGAGAAACUUACAUUCAAAUACUUCAACUUCUAGUUUUAUACCUCUCUUUCAACCAUGCAGGAAAGUUUUUAGACCACUGCUACAGGCACUACCACCUCCUUGUGCCUGUGUUGGGUGCAGAUCUUGAGCAUGUUCAGUGUGUGCCUUCUGAAUCAGGCCCCUGAAAAUGUAUACACCACAGAAACAAAGCCAUGGCCAGGCCCAUUCAUACCUUGUCUACCCUCUGAGGGUAGUCUUGAGACCCGUUACCAGGCCAAGGCCUGCAG
This is a messenger RNA of Alligator sinensis (Chinese alligator), 4567 nucleotides long. It is a transcript of the gene MTMR2, whose product is annotated as myotubularin related protein 2. NCBI's taxonomy places the organism in Eukaryota, Metazoa, Chordata, Crocodylia, Alligatoridae. The record is from RefSeq and is a predicted model, not a curated record. Bases 232 to 1956 code for a protein of 574 amino acids. The transcript has 16 exons. Gene Ontology annotation, molecular function: phosphatidylinositol-3,5-bisphosphate 3-phosphatase activity. Gene Ontology annotation, biological process: dephosphorylation.